Messenger RNA from Cydia splendana, 1676 nucleotides. RefSeq names its product cystathionine beta-synthase-like. The record is from RefSeq and is a predicted model, not a curated record. NCBI's taxonomy places the organism in Eukaryota, Metazoa, Arthropoda, Insecta, Lepidoptera, Tortricidae. The transcript is spliced from 10 exons. Gene Ontology annotation, molecular function: cystathionine beta-synthase activity. Gene Ontology annotation, cellular component: cytoplasm. Bases 75 to 1559 code for a protein of 494 amino acids.
GUAAGGUUUAGUUCUGUCCGGCCAAAGUGGCUGAAACUUAUUUGACAGACAGUGGAUAUUGGAGAGCUGCCCAAAUGUACAGCGCAAAUGCAAAAUAUAUCUCCUAUGGAAACUGGAAACCAGCAGGUCGCGAUGCCAAAGUUUAUGAUAAUAUACUACAAGUUGUCGGCAAUACUCCCUUAGUUAAGCUUAAUCGGAUACCAAAGGACUAUGGACUCGAGUGUGAAAUCUACGCAAAGUGCGAGUUUCUGAAUCCCGGAGGCUCAAUUAAGGAUCGGAUAGCGUACACAUUGGUGCGUGAUGCGGAGCAAUCAGGACGAGCUCAUGAUGGUACACGCUUCGUCGAACCUACUUCAGGGAACACUGGCAUCGGGCUCGCUCUGACCGCGGCAGUCAAAGCAGGUUAUAAAGCAACCAUUGUUACACCGGACAAGAACGCAGGCGAAAAACUAAGUACUUUGAAACUGCUGAAGGCGGAUAUCGUGCAAACCCCUGCCUCAGCCAACCUGGGGGACCCCGACCACUUUUUAACAGUUGCUCAAGGAAUACUUAAACAAGAUCCUAACAGCAUCUGUUUAGAUCAGUUUUCAAACCCCGUGAACCCCAUGACGCACGAAGAGCACACGGGCAGCGAGAUCGUCGCGGCGCUGGGCCACGUGGACAUGGCGGUGAUGGGCGCCGGCACGGGCGGCACCGUCACGGGCAUCGCGCGGGCGCUAAAGCAAGCUUGCCCAGAAUGCGUCAUCGUGGCCGUGGAAGCAGUAGGCUCGAUCAUAUGGGGAAGUGAACUUGCACCGUUCUAUGUAGAAGGCAUUGGAGACGAUUUUAUACCCAAUGUUUUGGAAAAAGAUGUAAUCGAUAAGGUUGUACACACGAACGACUACGACUCCUUUAACAUGGCUAGGGAAAUUAUACGAAAGGAGGGACUACUUUGCGGUGGUAGCAGUGGAGCCGCCAUGUUCGCCGCGCUGCAGGCCGCCAAAGAGUUGAAAUUGGCCGCAGGGAAGAAAGUGGUAGUUGUGUUCCCAGACGGCAUCCGCAACUACAUGACCAAGUUCGUCGCCGACCAGUGGAUGGAGGCGCACCUGUUCAAAGAGCCUCCUUUACAUCCCAACAUUGAAUGGUGGAAUCAUCCCCUUGAUAACCUGCCUGUGGAUAUCUCGGUGCCACACGUGAAGCAUGACGCAACGUGUAGAGAUGCCCUCACUGCGAUGGGUAGUUUGCAUAGUGUUGCGAUCAUUGUUGACGAGAAUGGGUUUUACGAAGGAGCAAUAUCUAAAAACCAACUGCGACACGCGGCCACCAACCCCAAAAAAGAAGAGAAAUUAAAUUUAAACGAACCAGUGAAAAAGCACAUCAUACACAACUGCUUGACAGUGGUGGAAAACAAGGGAUGUUCCACCGUCGGACUUGUGUCCCGAAUUUUAGACAUUACUCCAUUUGUCGUUAUAGUUGAAAAGAUACCAAACCCUGAAAGUAAAAUCAUAGAAAUAUUCAAACCAAAAGGAGUAAUCACCUCUGAAACGGUCUGGCAGUAUAUUAGACAGUAUUUGGAAUGACCUUCCGACGAACAGCUUAUCCCAAGUUAUCCCGUUCCGCAAACCGCUUUUGAAGUUGCCGCGAAUUCGACCUACUCAAUUAGAAAUACAUAUUUAUAUACCAUACCUAAACUUAAU